Messenger RNA from Carcharodon carcharias (great white shark), 7440 nucleotides. It is a transcript of the gene mis18bp1, whose product is annotated as MIS18 binding protein 1. The record is from RefSeq and is a predicted model, not a curated record. The transcript is spliced from 18 exons. Bases 386 to 4738 code for a protein of 1450 amino acids. NCBI's taxonomy places the organism in Eukaryota, Metazoa, Chordata, Chondrichthyes, Lamniformes, Lamnidae.
UUGGGUCCGCGCCGUUUGUGAUGUCGCGUUCGCUCAUUCGGCGGCGAAUCGCGUUACAGGUCCGAGCGCCAAUCAGAAGCUGAAGGCUUGGAUUCGAAAAUCCUUAACGUUUUUUUGGGGGUUUUGAAAAUGGUUGUUGUGGGAGCCAGCGGCGCGCGGUGUGCAUCAUUGGUGAUUCGAUGCUUCAAUAUUCAUGUAAAAAGAAGAACUUCAAGAAGGAAUAUAGCUCAAGUUGGAUGCUUUCCUCAGAUUUUUCAUCCAACAUGGAUAUCAAGUUUUUGAGACAUAGGGUUAGUGUUUUGAUCAUUUACAGAUCAUGUGCAAGAUGUAAAUUCCUGAUGUGAAGAACAGUGGAAGUGAAAAGGAAAAUAAUUAUAUUUUCAGUAUGGCAUCUGUUACUCCAUGCAAGAAGAAAGUUUUCAAUAACACUGAAAUGGACAAAGAACAGAAAACAACCUGGAAAGCAGUACCUCUUCAUCAGAUUCCAAAUGGUACCCCAUUAAAAGAGUUAAAUAAAUUUCAGUGUGGUUCAGCAAAUACUCAACGAGAGGAUAUCGACCCCAAGCCUCCAGCCACGUUCACUUUAAUCUCAUUAAAAAAUGUGAGAAAUCCUCAAGUGAAUGGUCAACUUCAGUCCACAGUCCUGGAAAAGGAAGGGACAUUUAAUGUAAUCCCUCCUGAACUCAGUGAUAUAAUAGAUCCUGAUUCCAGCUCCACACAUGUAAAUUUAAACCAGAGUUAUGUCAAAUCUCAUUUAAAUCCCAUUGGAUCUAAAUUGAUCAAACAAGUAGUCUCCGAGAGUCCUGCCAAAAUGUUCCAAAGAAUGAAAGGUAAACUUGACUGUGACCAUAUUCAGAUACCUGAAAAUCAGCAUCUUCAAACAUCCCAAAAAGCAACUCUUGGUAUGAAUGGGCCUAUCCAGUGCUCUGUUGCACCUGUGAAUGGAUGUGUCUUAGAAAACACGUUGUCAGUCCCCAUUCUGCCAGCUGGGUGCCAGUUUUCACAAAAGAAGAACCAUGUUCCUGUGAUGCAGCAAUCCCCAGCCAAAACCUUUUUACAAAUGAAACGAGAGAUUGAAUUAAGCAACCAACGCACUCCAUUAGCUUCAGUUAAACUUUCAGAACAUAAAGUGGGAUUGCUGCACAAUAACCAACUUGGAGCCAUAGUUUCGAUACCAAGAGUGCCAAACAAGCUAAGCACUUGUCAGCCCACAGAAAAUAUAGAGGCUCUGCAGAAAAGCGCAAGGAUAUUCACUGCUGACAGCACUGUCCAAAAACUUGAAAAUUGGAACACACUUUCUCUGAAAGAGGAUACUGAUAUUGGCAAUGAUGGUGACGAUGAAAGGUCUCGGGACACAGCAUUAAACACAGCAAAUUCAGUUGCUGCAGCUAACUAUACCAACUGUACAAGAAGUGAAAUCCAGGACAUGACAGAUUUGAGUGCUUCCUCCUUGAAAAAAUUUGUCCAUCCAGAUAUUGGAAAAAUGCAGACAAGAUAUAAGCAUUCUGAAAAAGCAAAUAAGGGUAUUGAAGAGUGUAAGGAUUUGUGUGCUAUCUUGCUGACAUCACCGAAGAUCAGUAUACCAAGAAGACAAGGAACAGAAGUUGUAAAAUCAAAAUCUGAUGAUGUUGAUAAUCCAAAAAGUAAAUCAGAAAAGAGGAUUACUCUCACUAAAUGGAUCAUCCAGCAGAUAAAAAGCAGCAAUGAGAUCUGUGUUGAAGGAAAAAGAGAUGCUGACGGAGUAUACUGGCAUAGUAAUGUAAUUACUGAACGAAUUAAACAAACAGAAGUGAAAUCUAUUACUGGUUCGAUUUAUGUUCUGAAAGGUCCAUUGGAUUAUGUUGCAAUGAAGAUCCAAGGAUUCUCCGAUUCCUUUUUAAAACACUUCUUCUUUGGUUUUCCAUUGGAUUGGAAGGAGUAUAUUGAAGAAUUCCUUGAAAGUAGGAGGGAAAAAACUAACAAUCCAAACACAAGAGAGACUAAAGAUGCCAGAAUUCAAAAAUUGCCUUCAGUGAAAUGCAGAAAACUACAAGAUAAUACAGCUUUAGCAGGUAACGUAGAUAAGACUCCAUCCACUAGAUACCAACUUGGUAAAGCGAGGAACUCAGCAAAGAAAGAAUGGACACAAAAGUCAAAAAAUGAAAUGGAAACAUCAAUGCAAAGAGGCACACUGACUAGCCGUAGUGGCCGUUACAUUAAAGCACCAUUGGAGUAUUGGCGGGGACAGCGUUUAAUUGUUGAUAAUACCUUGAACGUUACUGUCAUUGAGGGUGGAACUGAUUACUUGACUUCCAGCGCUCGGAAUAGUGCAAAAAUGAAUGCCAGAAAUGAAAAUUCUUUGAGGACCUCAAAUCAGCAGAAAAAACAAAAAGCGUCCACAAGACAAAAUAGAAAUCCAGUUUUGAAGAUGGAAAGAGAUGCCAAAGGGGGAAAAAAGGCAAAUGAAAAGUCCAAACAACGACCAAUGAAAUAUAUCACGAGAAAUCAGGCACACAAACAGUUGUCAGGACAGGCUGCUUCAAGCAUGGAUGAAAGUACUUCAGAAACAAGAACAAAAAGAUCAAUUAACAGAAAAUAUGGUGCCCUAAAUCCAACUGUUGUUGUGACACCAAUUCAUAAUCUUCAUGCAUUAUGGAACAAAAGGGUAAAAUUAAAUGAGUCACACAAUGCCUAUAUAAAUGGAAGUGAAGGAAGGACUUUGGCCACUGUAAAUAUGGUUAAUCCAUCUGAAGUAGAGCUUACAAGAGACUGUGACAUUUUUGAAAGCAAGUCCGAUAGGAGACCCAUCAAAGCAAAACUGCGUGAUUCUUACAAAUUAAGAAAUAGGACAAUAAAAUCAAGUGAGUCAUUAUCUAAUGUUGAAAACAGAAGCAAAAGAAAUAUGUCAAUAACAAGAAUGAGUAAUUCCCCCGAAAUAGGGGAUACAAGUGACGAUGACAUUUUUGAAAUCAAGACUAAUAGACCCAUGGAAGCGAAGCCGUGUGAUUCUUACAAACUAAGAAGUAGGGCAAUAAAAUCAAAUGAGUCAUUAGAUAAUGUUAAAGGGAAAAAAGGAAGAAAUAGGUCUUUAGCAGAAAUUAGUAAUUCAUCUGAAAUGGAGGAUACAAGUGACAAUGAUAGUUUUGAAAAUAUGUCUAAAAGGAGACCCACAGAAGUGAAUCGUUCUUCAAAAUCAAUCAAAAAAUCUAUCAAAUUGAGUCACUCAGAAGAUGACAGUUUGGAGACUAGAGAGUGUGCCAAAAUUAACAUCAAAAGGAAAAUGAGAAGUCUAAACUACAAACGGUAUGUCAAUAAACAAAAUCAAGCACCAGUAAAUAAGCAAAUUAUUUCAACUACAGAGAAUAUUAACUGUACUGCUGUCACAGCGCCACAGUCUGAAGAAUCUUCAGUCCAGCUUAAACAAAUCCCUUCAAUGAUUAAUAAAGAUUGUAUUUUGUCUGAAACGUUGACAUCAUCCAACUUUGUUCCAACCAACAUGGAAAUCAGAGAAAACAAUACUGAGGAGUUUGCCUUAAGUAAUAUCUGUUGUCCUGAGAGUCAGAAAACUACUGGUGUUAAAAAGCUUCAGACUUCCUUGCAUCCUAAAACAGACAAGUCGACAGUGGGAUUGUAUACUGGCUGUGCUGAGGGGACUACAACAAGUAUGUUGAAAUGCUCUUCAAAAAUAAAUGUCAAAGUUCGAAAAUCUUUGUCACAUCCAAUCAAUGAAGCAGAAUUAAAUCACCACAAUAUUGGAAACAAUGUAUCAAAGUGUAACCAACUUGCUUCACAAAGAAAACCUAAGAAUCAAUUUAAUAGGUUCCUGUCAACUGUUACGGAUGUUUCAGAGACUGAAGUUAUUGGAGAAGAAAAACCGAAAUGUUCAACAAAAUCUUCAAAUAAAAAGACUGUACCUAGGAAAAUAUUAGAUACAGACUUCAGCCCUGAAUUGUAUUCUAGGCCUAGUCAGAAAAAGCAACCAAAACAGCUGAUAUGGCUGCAUUCUCUGGAUACUGAAGCAGAAUUUUGGACUAAGGAAGAACUACAUUGCCUGCACAGAACUGUUGCAGCAUUACCAAAACAUAAACAUGGUUUCUGGGAAGCGGUUGCAGCAUCUGUUGGAACUCAUUCUGCUGAGGAGUGCCAGCAAAAGUACACAUCUGAACAUCAACUGAAAUUGUCCAAAAGACCUGAUGUGAAGCAGAAGAAAAAAUGUUCCAGUAAUAAAAACAAGCAAGAAGAAUCUGUGAAAAUUGUUGCUCAGAUUGGAACACUGAAAAGAAAGCAGCAAGUAAGGUCCUUCCUGGAAUGCUUGCCAAAGGAUGACCAUGAAGAUCUUUUUAAUGAUAUGGUAUUGCAGCAUAAAAGAAUAAAGCUUCCCAGCUUUCCAAGCAAUCAAGAGGAUGAUGAUAACUUCACACUUCAGACAAAUCCAACUACUCCAUCUUCAGUAAUCUUUCCUUUGGCAAAGACACCACAGUGGAAUCACAUCAGUCCUCGAAUGUUGGGACCCACUGAUACUGCUAAUGAUGACAGAUAUGUUUAUCAACUGCAAAGAAAAUGCAAAAAGAAGAAUUGGUCCAAAGUCCAUAAAAAAUUGAAACCAGCAUUUUGUACGUCACCAUCUAGAUCAAAAUCAUCAUGUUUAAAAGAAGGUGCAGAGAGAUCUAAUAUAAGAAAACUUCUCAAGAAUGGAGAAAACCCUCCAUCAGAUGAUGAUAAAGAGGAUGAAGAUUACUACUUUUCAGUUACUGAAUAGGUUUUAAUUUAUAAUAAAGUUAAUCUUCCUGAAGUUGAAGUACCCAAGUUGUGUCCAGAGACUGCAUAAUCUUGUUAAAUUUGGAUGCUGAAAUCACGUUUGUCAUCCUAUUAAAUAUUUCAGAAGUUCAGGUUGCUCUUGUUAAUGGUUUUUAAAUGCAGUGAAAAUGUAUAUAAAUGUAUAAAAAUGCAUUCAGCAAGUUUUAAGUUUUGUAAUGAGUUUAAAUUAUAAAUGAAAUGAUAUUGACUCCAAUUUAAACUUAAUUCCUCAGUCUCUGCUUAGUUCAUGUAUCUAUAGUGACAGUUUUUAGUAUGUGUGCCUGAGUAUUCUAUCAAUGUGCUAUACAUGUAUUGGGAUUCUUCAUGCUGAAUUAGAAGAUGGAUGCAUCUGAACAUUAUGAUGCAUCAUGUGAUGAGCUGUUGCUGCAGUUUCACAGCAUAACCCAUUUUAUUUACAGCUAGAAGGAGCAGCAUGUUUUGAACAGGAUUGUUAAUAAAACAAUUCUCUGUUAAACACCCUAGGAUAUGUUCAUGUGUUAAUAUUUCUUGACUAUAAAAGGGGAAAAGUAGCCAAACCAUUCAUUCCUGAUCUUUAUCAAGUGACUCUUCAUAAGAGUGCAGAUUGUGGAGAAAGUGUAUGAUGUGUAGAUAUUAGUGGAGCAUACAGUCAGAUUCAGUUAUAAUGCCCCAUAUGGAAUAGAUGAUCUGCCAACAUAUUUUACUGCACUCCCACUGGCCAUUAUGCUGUUUUUUUGAAUUAAGUGCAGAGAAGCAUGCUGUAGAAACAGUUUGCAUUUCUUCUAACUGCAGUUUGAACCCAUUUCCCUGAAAGUAACAAGUACCACAAUAAAUUAAUGCAACCAGUUGAGUUGAAGGUGCGCUAACCUCUUAAAGCUCUUUUCUGUAUUCGUUCUUCAUGUGAGAGAAAUCUAAGUCAUUAAUUUUAAAUUAAAAAGUUUCAUUUGCUUAAUAUUUUAUCUAUUGUCCUUUUAUACAUGCUCUGGUAACAAGCACUUUCAAAAAGGAAGGUAACUGAAACGAAUGGUUGCUGAUGGACAUAUAAGCCUCACUAACUUCUGCAAAUUAAAUGGAAGCAAUUGGUGAGGUUAUUGCGAGAAUUUACUGAUUCAGCCCAUUUUUUAAAUACUCUGCACUUUGCAUUGCAUGUAUAACACAUUAACCCCGUGUGCACAGUAAGGUGUUAUAUGGCAGAGUAUUGAAGCCCUAAACAUACUGCUCCACAGUGGUAGGUGAAAUGAGCACUUAAUCCUCCACUCACCCAGUUUAUUUCAUGUUAUUGUUAUGGGGGCACCAAAGAAAUGCUAAGCAAUUGCCCAUGGUGAAAGGAUAAUUGUUCUUAUGUACCUGCCCUGAUCUGUUCCUGAGUGGGAUUAAAGGAUAUUUGAGCUCAUGUCUGCCAGAAGUGCAGUGUAGCACAGAUGGAUGUGAGAAAGGAAAGGGGCUGGAUGAGAAUCUUCUUUUAACAUUGUGAAUAAAGAAUGCUGCAAAGCUCUUAAGACUAGCUGCUUGCAAAUCAUUUCGCCAUGCUAAUUUAGCCCCCAGUGGUCAAUUCUAAUAAUCCAAAUUCACAUUAAACCGGUUAAAAUGAGUCUUAAAGGCGUGUCAUGUUUAGGUUAUGCUGUGUUCCACUUUCAAACGCAUAAAUUGGACUAUUGACAUUUUAUAGAUAGGCUCUAAAGUAAUGUAUGUACAGCAGUAGCUCGUAAAUUUCACCUGCCAUGGAAAAUUAAUUUCAUUUCUUUCAUAUUAUUCAUAUAUCCAAUGAAACCUGCUCCAGCCAGAGUCCAUGUAUAAGAUAAGCCAAAAUAAGGCAAGUUGUUUAACUUUGACAAUGAACACAAGUAUGUACAAAAUAAUAUUGCUUAAAGCAUGUGUAGAUAUUAAAAGGGAGGCGAAGAUGGUUUGGGAUUAAGUAACACCUUCAUAAGGGAGCUAAAAAGAUAUUUGUUAAUAGGAUUAUAGAAAUAAAAGCGCUACUUGAUUUCCCCCCCACCUUGGAUAGUAAAGGGAGAGAUUAAUAUUUCUUCAGAGGGUUGGAUGAAGGAUCCCAUGACCAGAAAGUGAUAUCUGGAGAGUAUAUGGUUAAGCAUCUGAUUUUUAAAAAAUAUAUACUUUUUGGUUUUAUUUAAUUUCAAGUAAUAUAGAUUUAAGAUUUUAAGAAUAGGCUUUUUCCUGAGUACAAAUGGUGGACAAGAUGCCCUCAUCUACACACACCAAGUUGCUACAUAAAUGUUAAUUUACAGAUAUAUAUUUCCUAACAUCCAUAUGUGAAGAAGACUAGCCUGAGGGAAGUAUGCAGAAGAAGCAUCAACUGUUGCAGGUCCUUUUCCCCAUGUCAACUAUGAUAUGAAGUCCUGGCAUUUCAAUGGCUGCAAAAGAAAAUGGCUUUGCAUGAAAGUUGUUUCAUAACAUAACUAUGAUGGUUUCAACUGCUAGUUUUUAGUUUUGACAAAUCAAGGCUGCAAUGUAUAUCAUCUCAUCCUGAAAAACUGUUCAGUUCAGAAAAAAUGUUUUUCUGAUUGGUCUUAGGAACUAUUUCAUUUCAAGAGUCUGAUUAAAAAGUCAACUUUCUGUAAAGGGUCUCUUAACCCUAGUAGAUAAAUUCCAGUUUGUUCUUAUAAAUACAGUUUUUAGAUUUCCUGUAUCUUUCUAUGUAUUUCUGUAAAUAAAGGCAGAACAAAG